Messenger RNA from Cercospora beticola, 1985 nucleotides. The record is from RefSeq and is a predicted model, not a curated record. Lineage: Eukaryota; Fungi; Ascomycota; Dothideomycetes; Mycosphaerellales; Mycosphaerellaceae.
GAAGCUCGAAGCUCUGAGCGGAAAAAGGUCGCACUCACUUCACGACAACGCCAAAACUGCUUGCGCCCGUCACCAUGCAUUCAGCGCGCAAGGCAUACAUCGAAGAAGAGAAACGCCGACGGAACGAGAGCGGGAGCUGAUAGCGACAAUGGCAGGAUACCAGCAUCGAUCUCGCUAGCGUUCCGCUCGAUACCAAUUACCAUCUCCCCGCUGCGACGGUUGGCGGCGAGGCCCAACAUGCGUCGACUGUCCUGAACGAAUUUGCCCGCAAGCGCAAAGCUGCUGCGCUUGCAGUGCCAACAGACGAUCAGCGCGUGCGCGCAGAACUUCGUGGCAGAGGCCAGCCCAUCACCUUGUUCGGGGAGCGCAAAGAGGACCGCCGGGACCGCUUACGGGAAAUACUGCUGCGCGAACAAGAUGGAGGUGCGGCAGACGAGGAUGAGUCUAUGGCCGACGUUGAAGAGGCAGACGAUGCGGAUGAGGAGGGCGAGUUCUACAUCGAGGGCAGCAACGAACUACUGGCAGCUCGUCGAGAGAUUGCGAGAUAUUCGUUACCACGCACCACGCGACGGCUCAAGAGGCAGAAGCAAGAGAGCAAGAUUCCUGUGGAGACCCACGUGAAGCAUCGAAAAGAAAUCAAGGGGAAACUCGCAAAUGUGGAUCUCUUUGGCAGUCAGAUCGCCAGCGAGCGUCCAGUUAGCCUGACGCGAUUCGCGCCUAAUGGAGAGCUGUUGGCAUGCGGAGACUGGGGAGGCACGGUGAAGCUGCUUGAUGUGCCCAAUCUGGACACCAAAAUGACACUGCGGGGGCACAAAGGUAUGAUCGGUGGAAUUACGUGGUUUCCUGGCGCGACCCUCCCCGGCUCGACAAUAGCCCCAGAGGAUGUGAAUCUCGCCACAGCUGCAGCCGACAACGAGAUACACCUAUGGUCUCUGACACAGGAUACUCCAGUGGCAUCGUUGAGCGGACAUAGCGCAAGAGUAUGUCGUGUGGCAUGCCAUCCAUCUGGGAGGUACCUGGCAAGCGCGAGCUAUGACACGACCUGGCGCUUGUGGGAUGUGAAAACCACCACCGAGUUGCUGCUGCAAGAAGGACACAGCAAAGAAGUCUACACAGUCGCCUUCAACGAGGACGGCAAUCUCAUUGCUUCGGCUGGGCUUGACUCGAUUGGUCGCAUUUGGGACCUUCGAACAGGCCGAACUGCAAUGAUUCUCGAAGGUCACGUUGGCUCAAUUCAUGCCCUCGACUGGAGUUGUGAUGGCCAUCGCGUCAUGACAGGCAGUGCCGAUGGCUUUGCCAAGUGCUGGGACUUGCGCGCUGUACGAGAAACGGCCAGCAUUGGCGCGCAUAUUGGUGGAGUCUCCGACCUGCGAUGGUUCAAGGGCACCGAUGGGCCACUUUCGGGCGCACUUCAGCAACCCGAUGCAGUCAUGACCGAUGGGGAUGACCAGCAGGGGUCAAGCGCAGCUGUGCAACCUCGGAAGAGUGGCACGUUCCUUGUUAGUGCUGGCUUCGACAAGAAUGUCAACAUCUUCUCCGCAGACGACUGGGCCUUGUGCAAGUCCCUAUCAGGACACGAUGGCACUGUCUUGUCGGUCGACGUGACUGCAGAUGCGGCCUGGCUUUCGUCAAGUGGACGCGAUCGGACUGUGAAGCUUUGGGCCAGAGAUGCGAUGGAUGGCAUAUAAGUCAUCGCUAUAGCCUAUCACACAGUCUAGUCUAUGGUAUGAUGGCAGUGGCCGCAAAACAUAACAUAUUAGUUCCGGGCUCCGUCUGGUGCACGCCGGAGCUACAGCUUGGUCAUCGAUUUACUGACAUAAUGCGGUUUGUCCGCUAAGUACUUCUGAUGGUUGCAGAUUGCCAGCACGGCCCCAUCUUCUUCGCGCCGCAUUAUCCCCCUAAGCUCGGCGAGACGCUUUCCGAUCUGUAUUACUUCGCACUCGAAAAGCACAAGUUCACCCUCUACGGGAGGUUUGAGAUAAGUA